Fundulus heteroclitus (mummichog) is the source of this 1776-nucleotide messenger RNA. It is a transcript of the gene atp6v0cb, whose product is annotated as ATPase H+ transporting V0 subunit cb. Bases 186 to 647 code for a protein of 153 amino acids. The transcript has 3 exons. Gene Ontology annotation, cellular component: proton-transporting V-type ATPase, V0 domain. Gene Ontology annotation, biological process: proton transmembrane transport. The record is from RefSeq and is a predicted model, not a curated record. Gene Ontology annotation, molecular function: proton-transporting ATPase activity, rotational mechanism. NCBI's taxonomy places the organism in Eukaryota, Metazoa, Chordata, Actinopteri, Cyprinodontiformes, Fundulidae.
CCCGGUUCCACUGGUAGUUAGGUUAUUAGACGGUUCCUGGUCCCCCCUCCCGGCGUCGCUUUCCAAGCCCGUGGCCUCUCAUUGCCUCCUGUAAAGUGCGCCUUUCAGUUUUCUAUCCGUAGCUCAUUGUAAUUUUUUUUCUACUUUUUUUUGCUUUGUUUUUAUACGUUAUUUAGCGAGACAGGAUGUCGAGCGAAAGCCCCGAAUACUCGCCGUUUUUCGCAGUGAUGGGAGCCUCGGCGGCCAUGGUGUUCAGCGCCUUGGGAGCGGCCUACGGCACAGCUAAGAGCGGCACGGGCAUCGCCGCCAUGUCUGUGAUGAGGCCGGAGCUCAUCAUGAAGUCAAUUAUCCCUGUGGUCAUGGCCGGGAUCAUAGCCAUCUACGGCCUGGUAGUAGCAGUGCUGAUUGCCAACAACAUCUCAGACAAGAUCACUCUGUACAAGAGUUUUCUCCACCUCGGCGCCGGGCUCAGCGUGGGUCUCAGUGGGCUGGCGGCAGGAUUCGCCAUCGGCAUCGUGGGCGACGCGGGCGUGAGGGGCACGGCUCAGCAGCCGCGGCUCUUCGUGGGGAUGAUCCUCAUCUUGAUCUUCGCUGAGGUCCUGGGUCUCUACGGCCUAAUCGUUGCCCUCAUCCUCUCCACGAAGUAAAGCAGCUCCACCAGAAGAUCGGUCCGUCGUGUUGCUGCUGGAGAAAGCGUAAAAAAAUAAAAAAUAAUGAUCUGUCAUGCAAAAUGAAAGUGUGGGGAAAUGAUGGCUCCAUAAAUAUGUUCUUUUUUUUUUUUUUUUUUUCAACAAUGUGUACAGUUGUCCCAAUUUGAUAGUCAACUUGUAAAUGCGCAAUGUAGUGAUUUGUCUGUCUUGUAUGUGCGUGUGUUUAAAAAAAAAAAAAAAAAAGAAAUUGUAAGAUGAUUCCUUCCCUCCCUCCUUAUUUCAGGCUUUGGGGCCAGCCGGGGCCUCUGGUGUCAGAGAGCCGACCAAAGGGCCACACAGCUUCUCCUCCUCCCAGAGCAGCCUGGGAGCUGUAAUAAUAAUCUGGAGGAUCUCUUUGUAAAGACAAACGUGUAUGGACUUAAGAUUUUUUUGUUCUGCUGAUUUUAUUUAUAAUGACGUGUUCAUUGGAACUGUUGAAACGCAGCAAAUGUCUAAUUGUCCAAGAUAUAUAUAUACAUAUAUAAAUAUAUAUACAGACGUAUAAAUAUCACUAGGGUUAAUGCACUGUGGGUUAAUCGUGAUAAGUGGUUGGAUUUCAUCUGGCUUUAAUUCCUGGUCUUCAGAUUACCUUUAGUACGUUGCUGGUGGAGUGGGAGUUGUGUGUGUGUGCGUGUGUGUAGCUGUAUUCUAAUCAUUACGCGACCAUUUUCACACUUCAGUGUUUUUUCUUGUACUGCUGUUUGCAUUAAAGACGUGUGUGCGCCCCGCGUUGGGUCUCACCGCUGUAAUUUCCACAUUCCAUCUCAUUCACCUCAUCUGUGGCUGUGCUCCGUCUCAUCCUCAUCGGUAGAGAUCCUGCAGCCCAGAAGAUUCCCUCCAGAUCACAAAACAACUUUAAUAUGAAGGUUUGAAGUCACACAGGAGUAACAAAUCCGAUGCGAUUCGCUUUAAAGUUGGUUUUAUGCAACUUAUUUAUUUAUUUUUUUGGAUCUGGAGUGAUUUUUCUGGAGCUAGAACUGCUGCAGAUGCAUUUAUUAAACCACCCGUCAAUAUUCCUGUACAAGCUCUGGAUGUAUCGGCAAGUUGUCAAUUAAAGAUACCAACUUUUGAAUGACUUCCAAACACA